AAAUAUUUUUGACCGUGCACUUUGAAAGCAGAGCUCUCAAGACACAUGAAAAUGCACCGAGUCACAGCCAUCAUCCUGGCCAUUGCCAUCUCCAGUGCUGCUGCAGCACAAUGGGGGAAAAUCUGCUCAAGCCAAUCUGCCAACAAACUCAGAGGCUGCGACUCGUGGGGCUGCGGUGGAUACAACAGCCCCAGAGGUGCGAGGAAGCACAAGGGAGUGGACCUGGUGUGCAAGGAUGGCUCAGACGUGUUGGCACCCUUCACGGGGAAGAUCGACAAGCAAGCCAAGCCCUACGGGAACGGCAAUGGUAUCGACAACGGGCUCCAGCUCUCAGGAUCAGGAUUCUGUGUCAAGAUAUUCUACAUCAGACCUGUCAAGUUCAGUGGCCCCAUCAAGAAGGGAGAGAAAAUCGGCGUCCUGCUGCCCAUGCAGAAGGUCUACCGAGGAAUUGUAUCCCAUGUCCAUAUCCAGAACUGUGACUUAUCAGAUCCUACUCCCUAUGUGUAAACAAGCAGCUGCACCUCAGGGACAAAGCCUUCAGCCCCCACUUGUGUAUUCAUUACAUUGCUUGGGCAUUAGUAGUCACUCUAGUAAAGUGGAAGCUGCUGAGCCUCCAACAGUUGUUCCACCUAAAAUGUAUUCAGGAAGAAAAUGCUGGGAGGUAUCUCAACACAACCAGAGUCAGAGUAAAAUAUAACAUAUGCUUCAAGCUGUUCCUGUAUCCUGCACAUCACUGCUUGUGGAUGAAGGCUAAAGCAGCAGGGGAGGAUGGGUGGAUGGGAGUGGGUGGAUCCUUGUGCUGCUUUCAACUGGGAUAGAGUUAAUUUUCUUCACAGCAGCUAGAAUGGGGCUGUGCUUUGGGGACUGGCUGGGCACUGGUUGGUUGGUGAUGAGCAGCUGUUUCCAUGUGCAUCACUUGUCUUUCUUGGGUUUUAUUUCUCUCUCUUCAUUCUUUUCCUUUUCAUUACAAUGUAAUCAGUAUUAUUUUAUUUUAUUGCAUUUUACUUCAAUUAAUAAACUGUUCUUAUCUCAA
Messenger RNA from Apus apus (common swift), 1033 nucleotides. RefSeq names its product leukocyte cell-derived chemotaxin-2-like. The coding region runs from base 46 to 507 and encodes 153 amino acids. The record is from RefSeq and is a predicted model, not a curated record. The transcript has 4 exons. NCBI's taxonomy places the organism in Eukaryota, Metazoa, Chordata, Aves, Apodiformes, Apodidae.